AUGCCCCCAAAUAGCGACCCUCAUUCCAAGGCCUUUUGGUCUCCUGACGCCGGCUUCACCCAGCUUGUCCAGGGCAGCUGGAACGGCAAGCCUGUCGAGAAGCAGGUCUCGACCUUUUCCAGUCCCUCGAUUCGAAACAUCUGGGUCUAUGCCUCAGGGGGCAGCCAUCUUCCCACCACCCGCGAUGACUACGCGAGACAACUCAAUAUCGACCUGUCCACCAUCCCAGACCUUUCAAUUCAAGUGGGCGAGCUGGUCAAGGCCUACGAACAAGCCCAGACCUACAGCACUGCCUUUAACAACUUGUGGAAAAGUCUAGUCGAUCUCUCAGGUGAAAUAUACAACUUCACCAAGAUCGCGGGCGGCACGGUAGACUCUUCCUACUAUGCUGGUAUCAUGCAGUCGUUGAACGACUACAACACGGCCAAAAAGAGGAGUCCCCCCGACACGGGCAAGAUGAAAGAGGCAGCAGAAGCGGUUGUCGAGUUCACCGAAGACCUCGUCCCAAGAACCGCCAAUCUUGUCACCAGCGGCAAGACUCUCAUCACGGCCGUGGAUGGGUUUGGCACCAAUAUCUACAGUAUGUGGGCGUCAUUGAAUUCGACUCUGGAGGAUAUCAAAAGACGCCUGGACCCUGUGGAAGUCCGAAAUCUCUCAAUCAUCGAUGGUCUUCAGAAGACCUCCUUAGAUCAGCGCGUAGAGUAUCACUACGAUGUGAUUGCGUCUGGGAAGGACUGGUCAUACGCACUGUGCCCACUGUUUGGCGUCCUCCCUGAAACCUCAGCCUCGGCAUAUGGUCCCCGCGCAUCCGCAAUUAAAAACGUGGUCCAAGCAAUCCAAAACGAAAUCAAAACAGAAGACAAGAAGGUCCUAGCUGCGCGCACCGUCGCGAGCGAUGCUCAGCAGGCCGUGGAAGACAACUACGCAAUCCGCGAUCCGCUUCAAGGAACGACUGACGCCAUUAAAGCCAUCCAAGUCGGCUGGGAGAGAAUCAGCACAGACCUACAAUAUCUCCACGACGCGGCGAAGGGGGAUACGAUCCCUGAUGUUGAGUUUGGCAAGGAUUUCAUCCUGCAGACAAUCGAUGUUUGGAAUCAGUUUGGCAAAUCCGGUCUGCAGGCUUCGUUUCUCUUGAUCUGGUAUUUAAUGGCUGACUUCUACCUAGUGGAUGAUUUCCGUCAAACCGCCUACAUUAGCCAGGUUGAGCCUAUGACGAUUGACCAGUGGGUUGAGAAGAUUGGCCAAUAG
Penicillium nucicola is the source of this 1248-nucleotide messenger RNA. RefSeq lists its product as uncharacterized. NCBI's taxonomy places the organism in Eukaryota, Fungi, Ascomycota, Eurotiomycetes, Eurotiales, Aspergillaceae. The record is from RefSeq and is a predicted model, not a curated record. The transcript has 4 exons. Bases 1 to 1248 code for a protein of 415 amino acids.